Molecule: messenger RNA, 5096 nt
Organism: Thalassophryne amazonica
Lineage: Eukaryota; Metazoa; Chordata; Actinopteri; Batrachoidiformes; Batrachoididae
Gene: lrrc32
Product: leucine rich repeat containing 32
Exons: 2
Coding region: 245-2254 (669 amino acids)
Cellular component (GO): extracellular matrix
Molecular function (GO): protein binding
Source: RefSeq, a predicted model, not a curated record
CCUCGCAGACGGUCUCAGGACGCCGACAACACGCCUCAGCCCUGUGAUUUAUUUUCAACCUGAGCUGCUGGAAACUCUUCCUCGUUGGUAAUCUUAUCUGCUGAGCUGCGUUACGUUGCACAAAUGUCACAGUCAAAGCAAAAAGCCCCUUUUGUGCACCGGGGCACAAACAGCUGUGUCAAAGGUCACGCAGCCAGUAGGACGACUUCCCUUUUCCUGGUGUCACCUGCUGCUUCCUGCAUUCAUGUGUGUGGACUCUUGUCUCCACUGCAGCACCAUGGCCGCCUUCCAGCUUCUCGUCCCACUUCUCCUCAGCUGCGCAUCGGCGGUCACGCGGCCUCCCCACCACCUUCCAGCAUGCCGAGCAGUGCAGCUGGACGUGUUCUGCAGGAACCUGAGCCUGAGAAGCGUGCCCCUCCACCUUCCUCAAGGUGUCCAAACGUUGGACCUGUCACACAACCAGCUGCAAAACCUCACCCAGGAAGCCCUGGCACACCACACCAGCCUCCGGAGACUCAAUCUUCACUCAAACAAGAUCCACUUCAUCCAACCCAAACUCUUUGAAGACAUGACUGAUCUGAAAGUCCUGGACAUGUCCAGGAACCAUCUGAAUGUUUUUGCUCUCUCCAAAACCAACAUUGGACCUCUUACAGCUGUAGAGUCGCUUGAUCUGUCGACUAACGGCAUUCACGAGAGCAUGACAGACUAUUUCCUGUCCAAGUCACCGUCUCUUUCGAACCUUUCUCUGAGCAGCAACAGCAUCACCAAAAUCAGGCAAAACAUGUUCAGUGGUUCCUCAGCUUUGAGAAAAAUCAGCCUCCACAACAACGUGAUCUUGGAGAUCGAGAGCGGAGGUUUUGACUCCUUGUCCAACUUGACUGAGCUCGAUUUGUCCAAGAACUCCAUCUCCUGCAUCACAGACUUCAAUCUCCUUCAACUCAAAGUGCUAAACCUGAGCCAGAACAGUAUGGAGACCUUCCGCAGCUCCAUUUCAGACGAUGUGUAUGAGCUUCUCCAUCUGGACCUGAGCCAAAACAAAAUGCCUUAUUUUCCUCUGGUCCCUAAAAAAAAUAAGCUGGAAUAUCUGGAUGUUUCUCGAAACCAGCUUCAGACCACCAACAUUACGGGGAGUCGAGAGGAACUGGAAAACUUCAGGGACACGUUUUUGUCUCACACAUCAUUGGGAUUUAGCAACACGCACCAAGACCUUUCCAAACUCAAACACCUGGACAUGAGCUACAACCAACUGAAAAUCAUACCGCAGUCGUUUCUCUGCUGCAUGCCGUCGCUGCAGGUCCUCAACGUGAGCAACAACUGCGUGGGCUCGUUUUCCAUCAUCAAUGAAGGCCUCCUUCAGAUCGUGAAGAUCAUUGAUCUCAGCUACAACUCCCUGCAGACGCUGACAUUUGGGGAAAGCACUCUGCAGUCGCUGGAGCAGCUCUUCUUACAAGGAAAUGACCUCACCACCCUGGAGCAUCCAACAUUCCAAAGACUUCCAAAGAUUAAAUAUCUACAGCUUCAGCAGAACAGGCUGAAAAUCUGCACCCCAGACCAGGACCCUCCAGGCUGUGUCUCCUUUGGCUCGGUUUCAAACCUGCAGUAUCUGUACCUCUCUGAAAACCAUCUGAAGACGCUUCCUGCAAACGCUUUUUCAAACACUCCUCUGAGGUUACUGGACCUGUCCUUGAACCCGGGUUUGGAUAUGGACAGCCAUUCCCUUACUGGUCUUGAGUAUUCCCUGGUAGACUUCUUCCUGCAAGAAAACAAUAUUUCUAGACUGAAUGUGGACCUGUCCUCGCUGAGGAGUCUGAAAUUUGUGGACUUGUCCACAAACCAGUUGACAACCCUCCCGCAGUGGAACAAAGACUCGUCCAUCGAGUCCCUUAAUCUGCGACACAACAACCUUGUCACUUUGGAGUACAGCACCGUGUUGGCUCUGGAGCGCUCACUCAAAACGCUCUACAUGGGCUCCAAUCCCCUCAGUUGCUGUAGCAACCUUCGCUUCCUCCACAUGGUCCGGCGCUCGGCGGUGGUUGUUCCAGACAUUGAAACGGUGACUUGCGUCUACGUGGAUGAUUCGGAGCCGAUCAACAUUGAGCAGGUGACCCAGGACUCCUGCCGUACUGUGGACAUCUGGAGGCUUAACCUCAUUGUCGUCAUAGUGACGACGCUGGCGCUGAUCCUGGUGCUUGGACUGCUGGUGAAGUUAUGCCACUCAAGGAAACAAAAGCGAAACCGAAGUUUUAGCACCUGAUUGUUUUGUUUUUAGCUAAAAUGAAGGAAUGCCGCUCAAAGAUGAAGGAAUUUCAGUUUGCAACAUUGAAACUUCUGAUAUGAAGUUUUGAUGGUUUUUAGUUUAUACCCAGAAGACAAAAAUGUCUGAAUGUGAUUCGUUGAUGAGAUCAGGAACGUUUCUAGAAGCAUUGAUUUUGGGUUUCGUUGUGACUGAUUCGUCGAUGCUGUGACACGCGGCGGCCUUGUGUUCACUGCCCGUUUGCUGUCAGUGAUUGAACUAAACAACUCCUUUAGAUCAGAACGCCAUCAAUCCAGAUUUUACUGAAUGAAAUUUGAGCUACUCGGUUUUGACAUUGAAAUAUUUGUGAUAAUUUUGAAAUUGUGGCCAAGAAAAACAUAAAUCUGAAUCUAUCAAUCAGCAGAAGAAAAUCAGCUGUUUUCAUCAACUGACCUCAAAUCAUUGAUUUUUUUUAAAAAAAAGCAAAUUUGAUUUGCUCCAGAUUUUUUCUUUUUAAAUUAACCAGUUAUAAACAGUUUUACGGCAAACAUGAGAAAGUAACGAAAAGCACUUUAAAAUUGCUUAAGCAUGUUUCAAACUUAUUUUAAUUACUUUUUUAAAAUUAGUUUUAAGCAAUUGUAAACAGCAAAAGUGCUGAAUAAAGACUCAACUAAUCUUACUGGUUUAAAAUAAUUCUACAUUCAGGAUAUUAAAUUUUAAACCAAAUUUUGAACUGGAUUUAAGUAUCAAAGAGUAAAAUGUUGGCUAAAUUAGAAAGUAUUUAAAUCAUUUUCAAAAAAUAACUAUUUCCAUAUAAUUUUUUAUCUUGCUAAAAACAAAUAAUAAGGAAUUGUAAAACGUUUUACUGCUGUAAGACAUUUAACAAUAAUAAUAAUUUGUAGCUGCAUGUCGAGCUCCGAUCACUAAACAAACAAAACAAAUACAGUUAUUGUAAAAUUAAUUACAAAUGACAAACCAUCUGACACAGAAUGAACUUUGACCUUUGAGGGUCCUGGAGCUCCGCUGGUCUGAAUGUGGGCAGGGCCAUGGUGAAACAUGCAAGACGUUAAAGACCAAAACAAGAAAACCUAACAAAACGUACUUCUGUCGCUGAGUCCGAUUGUUCCUUUAAUGGUUAGUAGACGUUGUACAAACAAUAAAAUAGAAGGAAAAUAAAUAAUCCGCGAACAUAAAUGAACAAUUCAAAAGCAUGAAUCAGUAAUUACACUCAUUGGGAUCUGUAAAAAGUAAAUAAAUAAAUUUCAGGUUUUCUAAAGACAAUUUAGGACACUUCUGUUUUGUCUCUAAAAGUUGGACUCUUGGAGCCAGCAUCUAGUGGCCAUUAGAGGAUUUGCAGGUUGAGGCUUUCCAACCAAAUGCUCAAAUAUCAUAAUUUAAACAGAGAAAUCCAAAUUUAACCCAUUCAAAUCAAAAGCUAAUGAUGCUAAAUUUAACAAUGAAUCAUCGGUGAAGAUGAAGUGACUGGGAGUGAAACGUAGUGGGUGAAAUCUUUUUUACUUGUUAAAGCCCUUUUCACAUACGCAACAUGAAACGCACAGAAAAUGAUACAUUUCCAACAGGCAGCGAUGAUACUUAAAGGUGCUGUAAUUUAUUUAUUUUUUCUGCCGCUAAAUGUCACAAUAGCCUGAUUUUCAUAAUGUAAACAAAGAUUCCCUUCACAUCAAGUAGAAGGAAUGGCACCUGGAGCCUUUUAACAGGUCUAACAGCUCUCUCUGUGGGGAACGUCAGAUGUUUGUGGAUUCUUGUCUGAUCAUAUUUUUGCUCAGAUGCUUUUUUUUUUUUUUUUUUUUUUUUUUCAAAAUGUGAUUUUUAUGUCUGUUUCGGGAAAGUCAAUGCGAUCUGUUUAGCUGCAGGUAUACGGUGAGCAGUGAGUACUGUUGUUGUUUUUUUGUUUUUUUUAUGAACGUGAGGGCAGGACUCACAUGCACUAAAUGUGCAUGUGCAGCCACACUGGGAAUAUCAACAGAGGAUAGAAAAGCACAGAGGGAGUGUCGCUUCAUUCUCUCUGCAGGAUGCCAUUAAACCACAAAAUAUUUACAUAAAUAGUUGUUGGCUGCUAUAUUAAUUUGUAAAAUGUAAUUUAGGACAACUUUAAAACAAAGAGCCACAACUUUGAUCCAAAUGGAUCAAAGCGCAAAACUGAAAUGCAAUGUAUCACCCUUGUUCUUCUACUUUUAAAAUGCAUUAAAUUGUUUAAAUUUAAUUAAAUAGGAAUGAUCUUGUUUCAAACUUGCAGACCAGUCAGAUUAAAUUGGACAUGUUUCAAGUCUUUUUUUGUUUGUUUUUGCUAAAUGAUACUGCGGAGACAAACUGGUGUAAAAUGUCUGAGGGGGGCUUUAAAGUCUUAAAGCUAAAAUGAGAAUAAAAACUACAACAAAUUCAUGCUUUAUUAAUGAGGGUUUGAUUAUAUAACCACAAAUAUUUCAAAGUAAAUCUGAUGUGUUCUUUUAUGUAGUUUGCACUUUAAAGUUUAUCUUGUUUUUAUGAAUGUAUCUGACAAUAAACACUAAAAAAUAAGUUUGACAGCAGAGUGUAAUGUUAUAUAAUUUAUUUUUGUGCAUAUAAAACCUUUUUAUAGUUUUUAUUUAAUUGAUGUCAUGUUGUAAAGAUUUGUAUCGAUGAGAAAAGUUAUUCAUGUUUUCAUUUUUGUACAUAAAGUCUGAAUUUCUUUUGAUUUGUUGCCAUUAUUAAAAACACCUUUGAGUCCACAGUGUAAAAACUGUUUAAUAGGCUGUGAUUGAAGUGAAGAUGUUCACAAAUAAAUGAUUCAAUUGAUCAGAAAAUACUGAAACACCCGAAGGUUACUGAAAUCAAUAAUACGGAUAAGUGAUCGGUUUGUUCA